Messenger RNA from Cryptococcus amylolentus CBS 6039, 1521 nucleotides. Its product is annotated as glucose-6-phosphate dehydrogenase. Bases 1 to 1521 code for a protein of 506 amino acids. Gene Ontology annotation, cellular component: cytosol. The transcript is spliced from 7 exons. Gene Ontology annotation, biological process: glucose metabolic process; pentose-phosphate shunt, oxidative branch. NCBI's taxonomy places the organism in Eukaryota, Fungi, Basidiomycota, Tremellomycetes, Tremellales, Cryptococcaceae. The record is from RefSeq and is a predicted model, not a curated record. Gene Ontology annotation, molecular function: glucose-6-phosphate dehydrogenase activity; NADP binding.
AUGUCCCCCUCCCCCGACCCCAAAUCAGGCUCCAUUCCCUCCAUGGAGGCUUCCGGUGAAGCCCUCAACGACGAAACCGUCAUCAUCGUUCUCGGUGCCAGUGGUGACCUCGCCAAGAAGAAGACCUUCCCCGCCCUCUUUGCCCUCUUCGCCCAGGGCCUCCUCCCCGCCAACACCCACAUCGUUGGUUAUGCCCGUACCAAGAUGGACGGGCCAGAGUUCCACAAGCGUGAGGUCCAGUACAUCAAGGGCGACGAAAAGAAGAUCAAGGAGUUCCAGGAGCUGUCGUCCUACGUCGCCGGCCCCUACGACGAGGACAGUGGAUACCAAAACUUGCUCAAGCACGUUGAGGAGCUUGAAAACGGCCGCGACACCCGUAACCGCGUGUUCUACAUGGCCCUCCCCCCCUCCGUCUUCACCACUGUCGCCCGUGGCCUCAAGAAGAACGUCUACUCUGAAAAGGGUACCAACCGAAUAAUCAUCGAGAAGCCGUUCGGCAAGGACCUCGACUCCUGCCGGGAAAUGAUGAGCGAGCUCAAGAGCGAGUGGGCCGAGAACGAGACCUACCGUAUCGACCACUACCUCGGAAAGGAGAUGGUCAAGAACUUGCUCGUCCUCCGUUUCGGAAACGUCUUCUUUGACGCUUCUUUCAACAAAAAUUACAUUAGCAACGUUCAGAUCACCUUCAAGGAGCCCUUCGGAACAGAGGGACGAGGUGGAUACUUUGACGAGUUUGGAAUCAUCCGUGAUGUCUGCCAGAACCACCUCAUGCAGGCCAUGUCUGUGCUCACUAUGGAAAGACCCGUUUCAUUCUCUGCCGAGGACAUCCGUGACGAAAAGGUCAAGGCUCUCCGAUGCAUCCCCCCUAUCGAGAAGAAGGAUGUCCUCCUUGGUCAAUACGUUGCUACCGGCGACAAGCCCGGCUACCUUGACGACGACACCGUGCCCAAGGGCUCCGUUUGCCCCACUUUCGCUGCCAUGACACUGUUUGUCAACAACCCCCGAUGGGAGGGUGUUCCCUUCAUCAUGAAGGCCGGUAAGGCUUUGAACGAGGCCAAGGUCGAGAUCCGAAUCCAAUACAAGGAUGCUACCCAAGGCAUCUUCACCGACAUCCCCCGAGACGAGCUCGUCCUCCGAAUCCAGCCCGACGAGGCCGUUUACCUCAAAGUCAACAACAAGCUCCCCGGCUUUGAGACCCGAUCCGUCCCCGUUGAGCUCGACCUCACCUACAAGAAGCGAUUCACCGAUGCCCCCAUUCCUCAGGCAUACGAGGCCCUUAUCUUGGAUUCUUUGAAGGGUGACCACUCAAACUUUGUUAGGGACGAUGAGUUGGAUGUUGCCUGGAAGAUCUUUACCCCCAUUCUCCACUGGAUCGACGGCAAGAACGGUGACGCCCCCAAGCCCGAGCCUUAUGACUACGGAUCCCGAGGCCCCAAGCAGAUCGACGCCUUCACUGCUAAAUACGGUUUCAAGCGAGCUUCUCAGAACUACCAAUGGCCGCAGACUUCUGCCAACCUUUAA